This is a messenger RNA of Daucus carota subsp. sativus, 2013 nucleotides long. RefSeq lists its product as uncharacterized. NCBI's taxonomy places the organism in Eukaryota, Viridiplantae, Streptophyta, Magnoliopsida, Apiales, Apiaceae. Gene Ontology annotation, molecular function: protein binding. The record is from RefSeq and is a predicted model, not a curated record. The transcript has 18 exons. The coding region runs from base 67 to 1521 and encodes 484 amino acids.
AAAAUAUACAACCCUCGCAGAAAACGAAACUUCAUUUCUGCUCUUCACUUUCUCAUUUCCUCCACAAUGGACAGCUUCGUAGUUCCUCUAUCUCCGUCGAAUCGAAACGCGAAGCCGCAGCGGAGACCUAGAUGGAGAAGACUUCUAGUGGAACUCAAUGGCAAAUCGGAUCCUCGGUACCGCCGCGACUUAACUAGUCUACUCAUCAAAUCAUACUACGAGACCGGAGUAUUCGCUCAUUCGUAUCGUAUAGAUGGAGAGCCGUGUCCCACUCAUGUGAGUUGGUUCGUUAGUGGCGGUCAGGAGUUUAAUAACAUAUACAACUUGGGAAAACAUGGUGUUUCUUGUCUAGAGCUCGACUCCAAGGGAAUCUACCUAGCAUCGGCGACAAAAUUAGGAUGCUUAUCAGUUCAUGACUUUGACACAUUAUAUUGUCAGGCAACUACACCAAUACCAGACCUCAAGGAAGACGAGACAAAACAUGUUCUGCAUAUAAAUACAGGUCACCAAAUUGAUGUUGUUCGCUGGAAUAUUGCUAAUCAGGAUGAGGUUGCAUGUACCUCUAUGAGAAGCAGUGAAGUUUACAUAUUUGAUAUUGGUUACAUGUCUUCAGAACCAGUUAAAGUAUUAAGAAAAAGACCUUCUGUAUCUAUACAUGGCAGUGGUGUUCACAAAGGUUUAUCAGAUGUAGCUUUUACUUCACGUGAUGACUCCAGGGUACUUGCUUCAGAUACCCAUGGCGUGGUUAAUGUCUGGGAUAGAAGAUCGAGUGAACUUCCUUGUCUUGAACUCACCACUAACUCCAGUAGUCCUCUAAAUAGCAUCCAAUUGGAUGUGGAAGAGCAGAUAAUAUUUGGAGCUAGCAAGAAUGGGAUGAUAUAUAUGUGGGAUCUAAGAGGAGGAAGAUCGUCAGCAGCUUUUCAAAACCAUAGAGAGGCUUGUUAUUCUCCUAUAAUAUCUAUGAAGUUAGCAUCGAUGCUGGAUAGAAUUAAAUCCUUGAAGGCACAAACAAGUAUCGUUCCCAAAGAAAUUCACUCGAUUGACAUCAAUACAUGCUGCCCGUACCAGUUGGCCUUUCAUCUUGAUGAUGGUUGGUCAGGUGUUAUUAAUAUUACUAAUUUCCAGGUCACUCAUAUUCAUUGCCCUCCCCCAGCAUGGUUAGAUGGGUUAAGUGAUUCAGGGAAUCCAUUAUACUUCAGAAAACCAGCAUGGAUGUCAUCAUAUCCAAUAUACGCAGUUGGAUCAUCAUCCAGCAACGGAAUCAAUAUUUUAGAUUUCUUUCCAGACUCAAGCUCUCCUUGUCAUGUGGACUUUGAUGAUAAUAAAGACAAUGUUGAAGAAGCAAAUAUCCAGCAUAGGCAAAAUAAAUUUGUCCCAACAUCUGAAAGUGUUACAGCAUGUUCCAUUCACCCUCUUAACGGGACUAUUGUAGCUGGAACCAAGCAAUCGUCCAUAAUGAUGAUAUCUCAAAGGAGGCAGUCAUGCAAGGGAGAGGACCAUUAUGUUGCUGAGCAAAUAUAAAGUGGAAUUUUUAGAGUUCAUUUAAGUCCUAGAUUGAGGAUGUCCUGCAAGUUGUUCUCCAGCAUCUCAGGUGAUUUGCUGGCAGGUCUCAAAGGUGUUAGAACUGCUUGGAAGUUUGAUCUUUAGGAUUAUGCAGAAACGAGCUAAGGCACCGAGGUUGAAUGUCUUCGUAGGGGGUAGGCUUAGGGGUUUUAAUUUUCAUUAGCAUCAAGCUAUUCUCUUUCAGAACCAUGUGACCUUAAUAAGGGUGUGGAGCAGAUCAAAAUGCCCUGUUUGUAUGGUACAUUCUCCAAAAAUAGUGGUGUUGUGCAGGCAAAAAUGAAUAUAGUUUAUUAAUGUAGAUGACUUGCCUUGGGUGAUUUACUUCUUUUGUUAUUGUUUAGAUUGCUUCUUUUGAAAAAUAUAUGAUUUUUAAAUGUAAAAUGCAUUAUGUGGAGUCUGUAAAUAUGAUUUUGUAUCAUGCCCUGUUUCAUACUUGGAUUCGAGACUAUA